Molecule: messenger RNA, 3634 nt
Organism: Anopheles maculipalpis
Lineage: Eukaryota; Metazoa; Arthropoda; Insecta; Diptera; Culicidae
Gene: mus301
Product: helicase POLQ-like
Exons: 5
Coding region: 16-3627 (1203 amino acids)
Molecular function (GO): ATP binding; nucleic acid binding
Source: RefSeq, a predicted model, not a curated record
UAUAGCAGUAUAAGCAUGUCGAAAAGUGCGUCAAACAAACAACCUGGCAACCGGAGCUUCCGUGUGCCGGCCACCGUACUGCCACCGAAGACACGGCGCGGUUUGCAGCCAUUGGAUGGGCGAUCGACGCGAGCAGCGUCCACUGUACGAUCACCGGUUGCAGUUCGGACGGCCAAACGGCGCGAUGAUACGAUUCAGCUGAUGGAUAUGGACAAUACGCUGCUCAAUGCGGUCGAUUUGGAUAGUAUCGAGACGCAGCAGAUUACGUCGGCAUCAUCCACCGGCAGAGCACGCUCACCGUCGAUCUUUUCGUCCCGUGUUGCGAUGAGCACUCAACCGAAACGGUCACAUUCUUUGGGUGCGGUCCGGGGGGACAAAAUGACGGAAAGCACACCGAAGCGCCGAAAAUCGUCCGCCGGAGGACGAACCAUCGUUGUGCUGCAGAUGAGUAUGGAGGGAGAGGAGGUGGAAGGUGGAGAACAAGAAGCAACAAACGCCUCUACAAAUCGUUCGAAAAGCAGCAGCAACACGAAGGAUAGUGGUUGUUCCGAGCGGAAAACUAUCAACACCGGGUUUGAAGAUGAGGACGAUGAAGAAUAUCUGUUGGAUGUAAUGAUUCCUUGUGGUCAGCAGCAGCAAACGGAAACUACCGACCACUUCAUUCGGGACAAGCUUCGACGGUUGAGUGGCGUUCAGAACGGUCUAUCACAGGUCUGCUUGGAGGAUAACGCAUUCGAAGUGUUCACAAACCGUGCCAUCUACUCGCAAUACCUCCGACUCGAGCAAUCCGUUGUGGAUGAGGGUUUGGAGAAGAUUGAUCCUAUAUUUGGGUCCCAGGUGGAGCGUGAUCCUGACUGCCACACGUCACCGUUAAGCUCGUCGUUGCGCGUUGCGCACGGCAGCCAGCAGCAUCGGCUGCAGGUGAGCGAAGUACAGCGAAUUUUCGCCAACUGCGAACGAACGCUCCUAGAUCUGACGAAUAUCGUUCCGGAAGGUGGGAAUGACAAUGGUUCACCACAGCCCAAAAUUUCAUCGAGCCUGGCAGCGAUUAACUGGGAUGAGGAGAUCAACCAGCAGCCGGCCGGGAUAGCACCGUCUUCCGCCGCUCCGCCACGCGUUUCCUCGCUCUUCCUCGAGAAGGGUCCAUUUUACGGGUUACCGAACACCGUCCGACGAAUACUGCACGAUUUCCGUGGUAUCGAUGAGUUGUACGAUUGGCAGCGCGAAUGUCUCGCCCUACCCGCGGUACAGGAGCGCCGCAAUCUUAUCUACGCACUGCCUACCAGCGGAGGAAAAACGUUGGUAGCGGAAAUUCUGAUGCUACGGGAAAUUAUCUGCCGGUUGCGGAACGUUCUCUUCAUUGUGCCGUACGUAUCAUUGGCGCAGGAAAAAAUGAUCGCUCUCAGCCCGUUUGCGCUGGAGUUGCAGUUCCUGCUGGAGGAGUACAGUGGUGGCAAGGGACAGUGUCCACCGCGCAAGCGGCGCAAAAAGAACACCAUCUUCGUCUGCACGAUCGAGAAAGCGUUACUGCUGAUGGAUUCGUUGGUAGAAGCGGGCCGGGCGAACGAAGUCGGAUUGAUCGUGAUCGAUGAGUUACACAUGAUCGGUGAACAGCGGCGUGGCGCUUGUCUGGAGAUGCUCAUCACGAAGGUGCAGGUGCUGCGUGCCGGCAUCCAGAUAGUGGGCAUGAGCGCGACGAUCGGCAAUCUGACGGAAGUGGCCCGGUUUAUGCUGGCGGACGUUUACACUCGAGAUUUCCGACCGGUCGAACUGAAAGAGUUCGUCAAGUGCGGGGAAGAUCUGUACGAAGUACGAAGCCGGGAACAGGCGGGACACGCGGAGGAUGUUUUCGGCGAAAAGCGAACGCUUGAGUUUCCGGAGUACGCUGAAGAACUGCAACGACUAGAUACGGAUCAUGUUGUACGGCUAAUACUGGAGGUAAUUCCCGAAAGCUCUUGCUUAGUGUUUUGUCCUACAAAAAACAAAUGUGAGAGUUUGUGUGCAAUGCUGGCGAAGCAUUUGCCACCCCGGUUAGCAGAGCAUAGGGCGGUCGAAAAAGAGCAGAUCAUACGGGCGCUUAAGGAGGAUGGUUCGAUUGCUCCGAUACUUCCGCUAGCGUUCCGUGUCGGUGUGGCGUACCAUCAUGCCGGGCUAACGCAGGACGAACGUCGCACGAUCGAGGAUGCGUAUCGUGCCGGAAUUCUGUCUCUGAUCGUUUGCACCUCAACACUAGCCGCCGGAGUAAAUCUGCCCGCUCGACGAGUAAUCAUCCGUUCGCCGUACAUCGGGAACAGCUUCCUCACGCUGAGUCGCUACAAGCAGAUGGUGGGACGUGCGGGUCGGGCCGGUUUCGGGGAAACGGGCGAUUCGAUCCUGAUUUGUACCCAGCGCGAUAUACCGCAAGUUUGUGAGAUGCUUUGCGCCCCGAUGGACAUAGCCGAAUCGUCGCUAAUAGCGGACGAUCGGGCUUACUUUAAAUCGCUCAUACUUAGCGCCAUCGGGUUGGAUCUUUGUGAGACGCGGGAAGCAUUGCAAGCGCUCGUUCGGUGCACUCUAUUAGCACAACAAGCCACGAGAAGAUCUAUCGACCUAGAAGCUGUCACAGACGAAACGAUCACUCAACUUUACCAAGGGAACGCGAUUAAAGCGCGACACGACAGUUGUCUACGUAAUCCACCCAACAUGCUGGUAGAAAUUGAAUCUGACCUCCAGGACCGUAGUCCAGCAAAGACGACAAGUUGUGCACAGUACGAAAGUCACGCUACCGGACCGACGUUUAUCCGAGUGCACAAAGCGGCAGCACAUCCGGGGAAGCUGAUUAAAACGAUUCAGCGAACAAGUCCGCUGGAAGUGAAUCGGCUCGGGAAGGCAGCAAUUCGGGCAGGAUUUGAUAUGGAGCGAGCGGUUCGGUUUUAUGAUGAGAUGAGGGCGCUCGGGGAGAGUUUGUGUGUGUUGGAUGAGUAUGAUUUGUUGCAUUUGAUACUGCUGGAGGAUGGUCGUGAGGUGCAGCUGAAACAGGAUGAUUUUAUCAUACUGGUAAACCAAUUGUCCAAUGAGCAACUUAAGAUAGCUGAACGGUACGGUAUUAACAAUGGACUAAUUGCAAAGAUUCUAACGCGCCGGUCAAUGCUCGGAGACACCCAGUACAAGAUGAUGCGCUUCAUCCGGCUGCUGAUUGUGCACGACCUGUGGAAGCAAACCGCACUGCAGGAUGUGGCCCACCGGUAUCACGUGAAUGCAGGCGCCCUGCAAACUCUGAUGACUAGUACGGCUGGUACGGCUUACAGUUUGUUGCGCAUGUGUGAAGAGAUUCCGGAGCUGUGGGCGUUCAAGCAUCUACUAACGGGCAUGACGGAGCGGUUGACGCACUACUGCAAGUUGGAGUUGCUUCCACUGCUAGAAUUACCUUCGGUGAAGGUGGGUCGCGCUAGACAGUUGUUCCGGGCAGGAUAUACCACACUGGCAUCAAUCGCUCGGGCCAAAUCGAAAGAACUGGUCGAAACCAUCGAACAUAUGAACUACCGGACCGCGAAUCAUUUGAUACUCAGCGCGAAGGCCAAACUUAUGGAAGAAGUCGAUGCGCUACGCGAACAAGCAGAGGAAUAUCUGUCCCAGCUGAACCGUUAGGGUGUAU